GAUUAGGGUUCUGAAAAUCUUAUUGGACCUAGAGCCUAAAACGGAUCCGACAUGAGAGAAUAACCAACGUUGAGGAAACGACGAAGAUUAGGAGGAGAACAACUUUGGUUGCAAGACAAAAGAGGGAAAAACAAGGCGUGAAGUUUGGUAUAAUCGGCGAAGAUGGAAGUGGAAGUAGACGAGAAAGACCUAAAAUCGGCGGGAGCCGAGCUUUUGAAAGAUGGAAGGCGCGGUUUACGUAUCCAUGGAUGGGAGAUCGAGUCCCUUAAGCGCUCUAUUCUCAAUUCCUCCACUCUCCAACAAUGGGAGCAAAAGCUCCAUACCUCUCACUUUCCGGAAAUGAUUUUCGGUGAAAGUUGUUUGGUCCUUAAACACCUCGGCAGCGGCACCAAAAUUCAUUUCAAUACAUUCGAUGCUUUGGCCGCUUGGAAACAGGAAGGUUUGCCUCCCGUUGAAGUUCCUGCCGCUGCUAAAUGGAAAUUCAGAAGUAAACCCUUCCAGCAGGUGAUAUUGGACUACGACUAUACGUUUACAACGCCUUAUUGUGGAAGUGAAACGGUUGAGCUGGAGCUGGAUUCAGACAAGCAUGGAAGUGGGGGAAUUUCUGGGGGGGACUCGGGCCUCCAUUGGGAAGAUUGCAAAGAGCAGCUUGAUAUGGCAGCACUCACAUUAAGGGAACCUAUUUUGUUCUAUGAUGAGGUAGUUUUAUAUGAAGAUGAAUUGGCUGAUAGUGGAGUGUCACUUCUAACUGUGAAAGUGAGAGUCAUGCCAAGUUCUUGGUUUCUACUCUUGCGAUUUUGGCUGCGAGUUGACGGAGUGCUAAUGAGAUUAAGGGACACUCGCAUGCAUUGUGUUUUUGACGAGAGUGCAAAUCCUGUCAUUCUUAGAGAAAGAUGUUGGAGGGAAGGAACAUUUGAAGCUUUGUCUGCUAAAGGAUAUCCUACUGAUUCUGCUUCAUAUAGUGAUCCAAGCAUCAUCAGCCAAAGGCUACCUGUCAUCAUGCAUCAGACCCAAAAGCUUGUAGUCCCUGGUAAUGUAAAUUGCCACGCGCAACAGAUUCAUUAGUUGAAUAUGUAGACAUUGCGAAUUUGAUCCAUUUAGGUGGAUUCAUAAGCAAAAAAAAUCAUGUUCAUGCACUUGAUGUACCAUUAACAAGCAAAAUUUAUGAUGUGAUUUUGAGUGUAAGCAAGAAUAAGAAUUCUCUAUCUAAUAUUUGUUUUAAGGUA
This is a messenger RNA of Gossypium raimondii (Peruvian cotton), 1226 nucleotides long. RefSeq names its product TIP41-like protein. Lineage: Eukaryota; Viridiplantae; Streptophyta; Magnoliopsida; Malvales; Malvaceae. Gene Ontology annotation, cellular component: cytosol. Bases 163 to 1065 code for a protein of 300 amino acids. The record is from RefSeq and is a predicted model, not a curated record. The transcript is spliced from 7 exons. Gene Ontology annotation, biological process: TOR signaling.